AGAGUGAGGGGAAGCAGAACGGUGCGUUUUUGUGGUUGGAAAACUAUCAUCCAAAUCACUGACUGGCUCCGAGAAAGAGAAGAGGAGGAGGAGGAGAGUGAGUGUGUUUCUCAGGAAAAACUUCAGGCGACGGCUUUUCUCCUGGAAUCCUUGUCGAUCCUCUCUCGCGCAUGGACAUGGUGUAAGAUUCAGUAAGCGUGCUUUGUUGUGUGGGAUCUCGUUGAUGGUCAGCAUUCUUGACAUUGAGUUUUCACAGGCAACUGGAAACCAGAUUUUGCUUCAGUGGUAGUAGCCACGUCAAAGAAGGAGCCGUUUUUGUUCAUCUUGUGGAUGUAAAAUGGAUGAUGGUGGGCAACAGGAAAAUGGGAGAUUCAAGGUGGAUUACUAUAAAGGAGGAGUACAUCCUCCGUGGAAUAUGAUGGUCCAGCAUCAAGUAAAACAAAAUAAUGCUUUAGAGAUGAAUAAAAAGAUAAUGUCCAUCCUAGCUGAGAGGGAUGCAGCUAUUCGAGAAAGGAACACAGCAAUAUCAGAAAAGCGGGAAGCCUGGGCUGCACGAGAUGAGGCUCUCAGGCAGCGAGAUGAAGCACUUAUAGAGCGAUCUAAAGCCCUGAUGGAGCGAGAUAAUGCUCUAGCAGCAAUUCAGUACCGAGAGAAUUCAAUGAACUUUCCUUUAGGUGGUGGAGUUCAACGUGGAUCAAAGCGUCUCCCCCACCCAACAUAUCACUCAAUUGAAUCGAGUGAAGCUCUUGACUCUGGGGAAGGGCACAUAACCGAAGCCUAUCCUAUAUCAACCAUUGCUGCUAAAGCUGGCAAGUCGCGCCAUGUAAAACGCAUGAAGGAGAAUAAAGCACAUGAACUGGGUGCAACAAAGUCACCACAAAAGGGAAAGAAAGUGGGUGAGGAUUUCAACAAGCAAGUUCCCUCUCAUGGGAAAAAGAUUAAGGUUGACUGGGAUAGUCAGGACAUGGGCUUGAACCUCAUCCAUUUUGACGAUACCACCAUGCCAGUUCCAGUUUGUUCGUGCACAGGAUUCCCUCAUCCUUGCUAUAAAUGGGGGAAUGGUGGAUGGCAGUCAUCUUGUUGCACCUUUACUAUUUCGUCAUACCCGCUACCACAGAUGCCAAACAAGCGCCACGCCCGAGUGGGUGGGCGGAAGAUGAGUGGCAGUGUCUUCACGAGACUGCUUACUCGGACGGCUGCUAAUGGCUGUGAUCUGUCGCAGCCACUUGAUCUCAAGGAAUAUUGGGCCAAACAUGGGACAAAUCGCUACAUCACCAUCAAAUAGCUUGCAGAUAAUCUUGGAAACAGAUUGUGCUUUCUUUCUUUAGCCUAUUUAUGUAGUUUAAGACUUAACUGACAGCCUUCUUUGGCAUUUGUGCCUGAGCUGCAUUAAAACUGAACAUGGGAACUUUUGGUAGGAUGGCUAUUGUUCAUGGUUCUUUUUCUUCAAAGGCUUUUGUUGUCUGAGUCA
Molecule: messenger RNA, 1471 nt
Organism: Tripterygium wilfordii
Lineage: Eukaryota; Viridiplantae; Streptophyta; Magnoliopsida; Celastrales; Celastraceae
Product: protein BASIC PENTACYSTEINE4-like
Exons: 3
Coding region: 338-1285 (315 amino acids)
Biological process (GO): response to ethylene
Cellular component (GO): nucleus
Molecular function (GO): DNA-binding transcription factor activity; sequence-specific DNA binding
Source: RefSeq, a predicted model, not a curated record